AUGUCGACUCACUUUACCGCAAAUCAGGUAUCCUUUCCCUCUUUUUUAAACAGUUCAUAACGCUGAUAUUUAGUUGAAUCCUUGCAGCCAUAGUUCAUUUGUAAACUCAAAAGAAAACUGGACAUUUGCUGGUCGUUUGUAAUAGUUAUCGUCGGAAAUCUUGUUCAUCAUUGCUCGUCUUCUGCCUUUUUGUAAAGCUUAUAACUUCUUUUAAUUCGUAUUCCAGUAUGAUCAAGCCUUUUUAGCCCAAAGAUUGCAAAACUGGGAAAUUCCGAAAAGAUUUAAAGAGGUAAAUCUUAGUUAUUUUAAAGAGCUUGUGAUGAUAGCCUAUUAUUGUAGAAAGUUAAUAUGUUACUUCAGAUGGAUGCGCUGAACUGAACCUUCGAAAUAUAUCUCAACUCUUACCUUGCAGUAACAAUUUUGGCAUGCAGCUUGCACUACAAAGGUUUCUCCUGACAAGUUCGUUUUAAGCAAGGGUAAUCUAAGACACCCUCGAUCCGAGGUUCCUUUAGCAUGUGCACUAAAUUUAAAAGAUACUACAGUAGCAGGUCGUUGAGUGCGAAAGUCAAAUGAUCACAAGACUUGUACCGUGAUCAUAAGGGCACACAACCCUUUACCAGGUGCUGCAAGUUGAAGCAUCUGGCUAUGGAAUCUUAAUUUACAAAACUUGUUUUUAAGUAAAUAUUUCAAACAACAUAGCUAGGGAACAGACUAAUAUUACUGAAAACAACUUAGCCUCUCCAGAUCCUUGACCUUUUCUUCACAGUGUCUUUUAUACACUCGCUAUGCUGGUUUAACCAGGUAGUUUUAAUUUUAAAACUGAAACCAAGCCGUAUUGGCUGGUUGUGGCAUGCAAGGGUAAAACCAGUUAGAAAAUAUAUUUUUAAUGCCUAAAGUAAUUUAUGUAACCAUCAUCAGAUGUGUGGAAAUAUAAAAUUUCAUUUUUUUGAUAGAAACUAAUAUUAGUAUAUAACCACAUAAAAAAGCUAAAAUGCAAAACCAUUAAAAUUUGAAAUUAAAUUGACAGAUCAGAUGCUCAUCAGCUACUUUUUACUGGUCUGGCUUAAAAUUAAGUAUAACACACAUCCCUGUCUCAACCAAAGGAAUGGCAUUUUUUUUUUACUUGUUAGCAUUUCACAAAUAAUACUGUCUCCUUGCUUCAGGUGUCCAGCAAAUUAAUUUGUUUGCCUUAAUUACAGUGUAAGCUCAAAAAACUAUUUUCUUUCAAUAGCUCGUUAAAUUUGCUUAUCUUCAGCAACCCAGAAGCAUUUAGGGGGUGAAAAAUUCUUCUCUCAGUUUAUUUUCCACUCAAACAAUUUACUUGACUCAUUUACCCACAGCAGUUCUAUUGGGCUAGGCAAGAUUUCUUUUAAUUAAUACAGUCAUUAUGUACAUGUAAUGUUGAAGUGAAACUGCAUGUAUUGUCAAAGUCCAUCUCCUUGUAAUGCAUUGUUUUCCACCUUCUGUGCACCAGGGUAAUCAACAAUUGCAUGCUUUGGCUCAUCAGCCACAGCUGGGAGCAAUGGGUCAAAGUCACUAGACCACGUUACAACUAUGUUUUUUUUAUUACUACUGCUAAAAUAGUGGGAACUAAAUCAAUUUAUUGUUUAAAAAGAGGGUGCAUGCAGUUUCUGUCAUCAUAUUUUUGACAAAUUUCCCAUUUUUAUUAUGUAGGCUUUCUUGCAUGUGCAAAAAAAUAAGAUUAGAACAUGUUGCCAAAAAAUGUGAAUAAAUAUGUAACAAUGUGAAAACUGAAACCAUCAUAUUUAAACCCUUAAAAGAAUGUGUUUUCUUUAUAAAUGUGCAGAGCUAAUGAAUAUGUAGUUCAAUAAUUAUUAAUAAAUUACCGGUACAUCUGCAUUGCAUUAUUGGAGUGUACUAUAUUCAUCUGUUAAUUGGUUGAUCAGUAUCUUCCAUCCUUUACCUAUUUACCUAUUCCUUAUUGAUGUGCUUGCCUGUAAAUGUUCUAAGAAAGUAUUUCAAAGUACCUGCAGGCAAGCCUUGCCAAACAAUUAUUUAGACUACUGUUUUAAAAUACAAUUUUUUUAGCUGAUAACUGGGAGUAUUUGGGGAGAUAAUUACUCACUUCCACAAGGUAGAUUGUAUUUUUCAUUGCCAGCCAGUACAUGGAAUUUUAGCCAAAAAAUCAGGCAAACAUUUUGUAGAAAAUAUUGUAUGUUAUCUUACCUUAAUAAAUUUGAUUACAGUUUUUCCCACUAGUAUAAAGUGCCUACUCAAAAAUGUUCUUGACAAUUUCAAGAUGUUUUGGAUUUAUUUUGAAGAUGGAAUCAUCCAAUUUCUAAUCUUUUUUCUCGUGCGGAGCAUCUUGGGCUGCAUUUGGUUCCUUAUUAUUAUCCAUGCAGGGAUUUGCACCGUCUUUCACACCUGAUUGGACUCUUCUACCUCUGCAUGGGCCCAUGAGGAUUCAUUAGUGUCAAAAAAUGUCUUCUUUUUCUAUUUAUGACAUGACUUAGAUUAAAGGUAAAAAACAUUACCUUGUGAUCAUCAGUGUAAUACGACUUAACAAUAUUGCAUUUUAUAUCAUGAUAUAUAUGUCACUAGACAGGCUCUUUUUGGAAAUCUGCACUACAGUCUUACAGAAGUAAGACCAAGUAAUGGCUCUGCUCUAAAUAUUACUGCAGUGAUAUAUGUCUAUACUCUUAAAUGUUUUCCUAUUUAUAAUUACAAAGGUAUUUGCUGUUAGAUGACUGAGUAAGCAGACUGACAGUUUGUACUUAUGGAUACCUCAAAGCAGAAAGCAUAUCAGCCUUGUUCCCAAGGUUGUCUCCCAUUGUCACCCCAAGUAAGGGAAUCUGGGUAAUGGAACAGGCAGAAAUAGCUGCCAGCGUGGACCAGAGAACUGACCUUAAGGCCCCUCACUCUUGUGUCUGUGUGUCUUUCUGCAUAGCAUAGACAAAAUAUGCAAUACUUAUAAUCAAUAACUGAGAGAGUUUUAAUUUUUACUUGUCUGUAGAGACCGUCCACUUUAGAAGGGUUUACCCAACCAAUCAGCAAUGAUCGUGGGCAUAUUUUGCCUGGAAUACCACGGUCAUCGAAAAGUCCAUGGGGCGAGUUUGUUGGAACAUGGGAUCUACAAAGAGCACCUCUUAAAACAAAAACGAUAAAGACAAAUGUACUGUCAUCAAGCAUUAAGGAUACAGCACCAGCUCCUGUAGACAAGCAACGAACUCCUAGCCCAAAGCAAGAAGAAGCCCAAAAUAAUGCCAGAAGCCCAACACCACAACAAGAAGCUGUGUUAAGGACUCCAAGCCCCAAAGAGCGCACAAGCCCUCGGCCACAAAGCCAGGAUGGUAAAUGCAAAAAAACACCUAGCCCUACUCAACUUAAAAUGGCAGAAGUACCUGCCUCUCCUGCAAAAAGCCUCACCCAGGAAAUUGCUAUGUAA
Messenger RNA from Porites evermanni, 3406 nucleotides. The record is from the annotation of a GenBank genome assembly. NCBI's taxonomy places the organism in Eukaryota, Metazoa, Cnidaria, Anthozoa, Scleractinia, Poritidae.